GGCUGUCAAUCAUUCAUCAUCAACGCUUGGAAAAGACCGAAGAAGAAGAGCGCUUUCAACUUUUAGCUUCCAGGUGAGUUAUAUGGUGAUGAUCGCCUGACCACUGGCACAGCUGCUUUGAGAGAGAGAGAGAGAGAGAGAGAGAAUGAAGAGUAGUUGUUGGGUUUUCAUAAUUGCGUUCAUCAUCGCCAUAGAUGUGUAUGGGUUAUCAUCAUCCCUCGUGAAUUCACAAGCAGAUUCCUGCAGCUCUAACCUGAACCUCAAUGGUUCUGUCUCUUUCGAUACAUCUUCCCUCCGAUGUCUACCUGUUUGGGAUGGUCAAGGCUUCAUCCUACGAUAUUCGCAGACCGCAUCAAACAUAUGGAGCUUUGUUCUGUCGGCUCCCGACACCAACUCUUACAUAGCCAUAGGGUUCUCAACCAACGGCGCGAUGGUUGGUUCGAGCGCGGUGGUGGGUUGGGUCGACCCAUCAAAUGUUGGAACGGUAAAGCAGUAUCAUCUGGGCGGAACUUCACCGAGCCUUGUGUCGCCUGAUCAGGGCAGCUUGCAAUUUGUGAGCGGCUCAACCGCAAUCGUAUCCCAAUCGUCGCGUUUAUACAUGGCUUUCCAGUUGCAAACCAAUCAGCCUGAAUCUCGGCUGCUGUACUCGGUCGGACAAGGCGGCGUGUUGCCCUCUGCGCCGAACUUCGCCUUGUCCGAGCACCAAGCAAAGGUCUCCACUACCAUCAACUAUGGAACAGGUCAAAGUGCAUCGGGAGGAAGCCCAUAUGGAAGACUAAGAAGGAGCCAUGGAGUGCUGAACAUGCUUGGAUGGGGCAUUCUAAUGAUAAUAGGAGCCAUGGUUGCUCGUUACUUGAAGGAAAAAGACCCAAUUUGGUUUUAUUUCCAUAUCUCUAUUCAAUCAUUCGGAUUUUUACUUGGAGUUGUGGGAGUAAUAUGUGGAUUCGUCUUGAAUGAUCGUCUCAACGCCAAUGUCACUGCUCACAAGGGUCUUGGAAUCUUCAUUCUUGUGCUUGGUUGCCUCCAGGUGAUGGCCUUUUUGGCUCGACCAAACAAGAUGUCAAAAUGGAGAAAAUACUGGAAUUGGUACCAUCAUAAUGUGGGGAGAAUUUUAUUUAUUUUCGCAGUUGCAAACAUCUUCUAUGGAAUCCAUUUGGGUGGAGAAGGACACGGUUGGAGUGUUGGGUAUGGAGUUGUUCUUGCCGUCUUGUUCAUUAGUACUUUUGUAUUAGAGGUAAGAAUUUGGAUUAGGAAAUAAAACCCUUUGCUUUGUUACCCCACCCUAGCUAGCUAUGAUGUUCCCCUUGACUAUUUGAUUUCAUCAAUAUUUUCCCCAUUUUGUUUUUUGUUUUUUCCUUAGCAAACGCUCUCCCCAAAUUAAGUCUUGUGUAAACAAACUAUUUUGCCAUACAACUGAGAUGUCGUGAUAGUCAAAAUUAACUCUUUUUUAUUUAUUUAUUUUUAUUUUAUAUAGAAGUGUUGAUUUAAUGACU
Messenger RNA from Alnus glutinosa, 1493 nucleotides. RefSeq names its product cytochrome b561 and DOMON domain-containing protein At3g07570. NCBI's taxonomy places the organism in Eukaryota, Viridiplantae, Streptophyta, Magnoliopsida, Fagales, Betulaceae. The transcript has 4 exons. The record is from RefSeq and is a predicted model, not a curated record. The coding region runs from base 146 to 1258 and encodes 370 amino acids.